UCCCGUCCGAGAGGACGUGUAGCGCCUAACGACACAAAUCGUUCUACAUACGAUCCGCGUCUAACAAACAUAAUUCCUACAAGAUUGUAGCCGUAAAGGAUGAAAGUGCAAAGUGUACCGUUCGCAAAAUUAACAGAAAUGAAGUGCAACAAUCAAACUUUAAAAGGAAAGGAUUAAGUGAAUUAAUUGCUCGAAACAAAUAUAUUUUAAGUUAGUUCUCGCGCUAUGAGGGUAAUCCCUACACGCGGUUACGAUAAACUAGUCCCGAUUAACGUAAUGCCAGUUUAAAAAUAUCCCAUUUAUGUCAUGUCAUUUUUAAAUUCGUUUCUCGUAUUUAAUUCUGACAGUUUAUGUGACAGUCGGAAUAAGUUGUGACAUGGUUUUUGUCGGACUAAUUAAGGAAUUAGAAGUGUUACGAUGAAAAGAAAACGGGUGUGAAAUUAAAUAUAAUAUAGUGUUGUUAAUUAGUAGAUAUUAAUGAUGGCUGAUCUGAAGAAAAUUAAGUGGCAUACGUAUUUUUUAAAUGCGGUUAUGCUUUUCGUCACUAUGAUUUAUGAAGCCGGCGGCCUCCGUACCACGGAACUCCACAUCACGCCUCGCGUCGUUCAGAGAGGAAGAAACGUUACUAUGGCCUGCUUGUAUCGUCUACACGAGAGUGAAAUCUAUUCGGUUAAGUGGUACAGGGGCUCGCAAGAGUUCUACAGAUACUCGCCCCUUGAAUCGCCUACGACUCGAGUGCUACCUGUAAAUGGGAUAAAGGUUGAUAGGUUAAAUUCAAACGAAACCCACGUAGUGUUAAUACGAGUAACGCCCAAUCUCAGUGGUAACUACAGCUGCGAAGUAAUACAGAACGCACACACGUUUCCUCAUUACAUGGCCACAGCAAGACUGGAUGUUGUUGGUAUAGGAGGUCUCCGCGCAACAGAACUCCGAAUAUCACCCCCCGUGGUCCAGCGAGGGUCUGACGUCACACUUGCGUGCAACUACGAGCUCACAGACGCGCCUCUGUACUCCGUCAAGUGGUAUAGAGGGAGGCAUGAGUUCUAUAGAUACUCGCCUACCGAGACACCGGCUACCAAGAUCUUUCCGUUCGCUGGGAUCAAUGUUGAUUUGGCCAGAUCGAACCAGAGUCAAGUAGUCCUAACAAGGGUUAGCUUCGGUCUGUCCGGUAACUUCAGUUGUGAGGUCACAGCCGAUGCGCCUUCCUUCGCCACGUCUAUCGUUUCCAACACUAUGGAUGUUGUUGUGCUACCACCCUCAUCACCGAUGAUACACACCAGCCAGCACUACUACAUGCCAGGUGAUGUGCUUCGAGCGAACUGCACAUCUGGUCCAGGUCGCCCGCCCUCAGAACUGACAUUCUUCAUCAAUGAUAUUCCUGUAACGCCAGGUCUCCACAGUGCACAACCAGCACCAGAAGGGCUGUUCCUAUCAGAACUCUUCGUGCAGGUGCACCUCUGGCCAGCGCACUAUGAGAGAGGAGCGCCCAUACUCCGAUGUGAAGCGAAAGUCGGAGACCUGUAUAGAGACAAUGCCGCUGUCGCGUUGUACUCUGCUAAUAGUGACCCUAAGAUAGAAAGAGUAACCUCGCCGGGAUCCGGAGCCAAAUUGCAAGUGUGCCAAAUUUUAAUUCUACUAUGUAUCAUCGUGUGGGCUAACAAUACAUAGAGUAUAGCUGUGUCUUGUAUAUCCUGAGAGAAAACCGCAUUAGGAAAUGUACAUGCCAAUAAUGAUAUAGAAUUAAACGACGAAACAUCAUCAGUAAUCAUUAGUAUACACAAACUUUUUACGAAAAGAAGAAAUUAGGACAUGACUACAAUUUGGUUUAUAUACGUUUUAAAUUAGAGACAAUUAUAAGGAAGGCGGUUAAGAAGAUGAAAAUAUUUGGAGGAAUGGAUGAACUUAUAAAAAUACGAAUACAUGAAUCCUAUACAAAAUUACACUCUUUCCACUAAUGAUUACGAACGCGGUAACUAAUGGCAACGGAACCUUUUAAAAGCGACGCUCACUAGAAUUUUUUAACUGUAAUUGUUUUGUAUAGGCCGUUACACCUAACAGCGUUUGUCCAUUAAAAAUCCGAGGUGUUUUGUAACUGUUCCUUUCAUGUCUCGUCUCAAAAUGGCCGCUCUGUGACGGUGCUAUACUAAGGAAGCAGAGCUAAGCUAUGCAAAUUUUACAAUUAACGUUAUGUAUGGAUCAAUUCCAAGCCAAAUGUCUUAAAUCAUGAGAAAUGAUUGCAUUUUGAACGAUAUUUGAUGCCACUUGCAGGAGUUGAAAUAUAAUUCAAAUUGAAUUUAUUUAUUAGGUUAAGAAUUAACUCAAUUUAGUUUAAAAAUUUAUGAGAAAUUCUGUGAUGUUCAUAUAAUUUAUUGGUACUCGGAAUUUGUAAUAAAACAUGAUAAAAUGAAAUGAGAAAUUGAUUACCAAUAUAAUGAAUAAACACUUAUUGUAAAUAUGUUUAUUUGAUUUGUUGUGUUAUGAGGAACAUAAGAAAUUAGGUAAUUCUGGUGUAACCCAACCAAUGUUUAUAAUAUUUUAGUUUUAACGGUUCAAAUGUCGUAAAUAUAGUGUAAAUUAUGUAUAUACACUUGUUGAAUAGGUAAGUUUACUUGAUGAUGUUUAAAUUAAGGAAAAGAAAUAGCGAAGAAAGCGUAAUAAUUCAAAAAUUAUGUACCUACCUUCUUCUAUGCGUCCGACAUAACGCGUGUAGACAGGGCAAUAUGUACCAAGUCAGCCGAGGUUAGUAUCAUUUAAGCAAACCAUGAGUUCCUUACUUAAGACAAAAACCAUUGUAGCGAUUCAUUUUUUUGGGCAAUGCAUCUACGCCUACUUAAAGCUCCUGGAGAAAUGGCCCCUGGAUUAUGUCGUACUGCCACUAGAUAGACUCCACUGUGUACUGUCGAGUCGUUUUCAGUGGCGAGGUCGCGGAUAUUGUUGUAGAUUUAAGAAGAAUAAAGGCCUAUUCAAACGGGAUAGCUAUCCGCUAACGCCGUGGGUAGCGGAUUCCCGAUGGUUAGUUACCUGAGCGAUUAAUGUAUCUACUAUUUAACUAAUGUACUAUAUAAGGUAGCGGCUAUCUCUCCGGUUUGAAUAGACCUUAUCAUCAGCUAGACUUUGAAGAAGUGCAGUUCUCUCUCAGGAUAUCGACGUAUUGUAACAUAUUUUAUAUAGAUGUAACAUAGUUGUAACCGAUUCGAAAUGGAUUGUGAAUUUAAUAGUACUGUACCUAAACGAGCUGCUAAUUAUACCAAAGAAUGUAAAGACUAAGAUAUUGUUGAUUUAAUACAAAUUAUAUGUCGAA
This is a messenger RNA of Colias croceus (clouded yellow), 3301 nucleotides long. RefSeq lists its product as uncharacterized. The coding region runs from base 478 to 1668 and encodes 396 amino acids. The transcript has 8 exons. The record is from RefSeq and is a predicted model, not a curated record. Lineage: Eukaryota; Metazoa; Arthropoda; Insecta; Lepidoptera; Pieridae.